Molecule: messenger RNA, 885 nt
Organism: Striga asiatica
Lineage: Eukaryota; Viridiplantae; Streptophyta; Magnoliopsida; Lamiales; Orobanchaceae
Source: the annotation of a GenBank genome assembly
AUGUCCCUCGUGCCCAUCAUUCUCUUGGCGGUUCUAACUUCCGCCGCCGCCGGCGGCCCUGAUAUGGAGGAGAAAGAGCUAUUUGGGCUUUUCGAGGUAAUGGGCUCGCUCCUGGACGACCCAUCUUGGGCCCAAAUGCACCCAUUCCCCUGCACGGACACUCCAUGGCCGGGCCUCGAAUGCGAGCUUCUCGUACACUCUCCGACCUUCCACGUCACCAAGAUCCACGUCGGCCCUGACGUGUCAUCCCCUCCUUGCAAACCUUCCGCAAGAAUCUCUGACUCAAUCCUCAAACUCCCAUACCUAAAAACCCUGUCUUUAAUCAGCUGCUUCACAAACACGAAAUCCCCUGUUUUCUUACCAAAAUCGCUUUUCGGGCCUUUCCCAUUUUUGGAACACUUAACUCUCUCGUCAAAUCCGAGCCUCACCGGAAAAAUCCCGUCGAAUUUAUCGAAUCUCAAAAAUCUCCGGACACUCUGCCUGCCGGAAAACAGCCUCACCGGCCGAAUUCCGGCAACAAUCGGAAAACUCGAGAGCUUGCAGCAGCUCGAUUUGAGCCGAAACAAUUUAUCGGGCCCGAUCCCUGUCGAAAUUGGCGAGCUGGGAAAUUUAUCCAUUCUUGAUUUGAGCUUGAAUUUUCUGCAGGGAAGCUUGCCGGGCUCGAUGGGCCGGUUAAAAUCGAUCGAGAAAAUCGAUUUGGGCUUCAAUGGGCUUCAGGGGACUCUGCCUGUGGAAUUUGGUGAAUUAAAGACUCUAACUUUAUUGGAUUUGAGCCGUAAUUUGUUGACCGGUCAACUUCCCGACGAGCUUUCGGGCCUGCAGAAAUUGGAGUAUCUGAUAAUGGACGAAAACCCGUUAAACGCGACUUUUCCGAAUUUUAUCUAG